This is a messenger RNA of Closterium sp. Naga37s-1, 594 nucleotides long. NCBI's taxonomy places the organism in Eukaryota, Viridiplantae, Streptophyta, Zygnematophyceae, Desmidiales, Closteriaceae. The record is from the annotation of a GenBank genome assembly.
AUGCAAGCUGUCAUGAUGUUUCUCGGGCAGAUGCGAGCUGUCAUGAUGUUUCUCGGGCAGAUGCGAGCUGUCAUGAUGUUUCUCGGGCAGAUGCAAGCUGUCAUGAUGUUUCUCGGGCAGGUGCGAGCUGCUAUGGUGUUUCUUGAACAGGUGCAACCCGCCAUGAUGUUUCUCGGGCAGGUCCGAGCUGUCAUGGUGUUUUUCGGGCAGGUGUGCGCUGCCAUGAUGUCUCUUGAACAGGUGCAACCCGCCAUGAUGUUUCUCGGGCAGGUCCGAGCUGUCAUGGUGUUUUUCGGGCAGGUGCGAGCUGCUAUGGUGUUUCUUGAACAGGUGCAACCCACCAUGAUGUUUCUCGGGCAGGUGCGAGCUGUCAUGAUGUUUCUUGAACAGGUGCAACCCACCAUAAUGUUUCUCGGGCAGGUCCGAGCUGCUAUGGUGCUUUUUGAACAGGUUCAACCUGCCAUGAUGUUUCUCGGGCAGGUGCAUGCUGUCAUGGUGGUGAUUCUCCAGGCGCUUGAGAACGGGGCGGCGCAGAGUGGGGCAGAGGAUUCGCCACGUGCUCCUCUCUUCUCGCGCUUGGUUAUAAAAUGCUGA